AGCCCUAUAAACCCCGCCACUGCAGGAUUUGGAGCUGGCGAGGCAACAAGCGCGUCUGACUGGCUGCGCAUGAGGAGUAACUUUCACUUUCAGCGCUGUUCAGUUCAUAAAAGCGGGAGCUGUAUGGAGAGCCCAUUCCAGAUGUGAAUUGCUCUCUCCAGCGCUCGGAACACAAUGAGGCUGCUCACCGAGGGAAAGAGCACUGCGAAGAUGCCAAGGGGCACGUUUCUAACUUAUUGGCGUCGGUGGAUUUUUAUUUUCUCACUCCAUCAAUUUUUAUUCGCCUCAUGGGUCCAGUCCGAUGGAAAUACUGUGAGAUACCAGACCAAAGAGGAGGACGCACCAGGUACGGUGAUCGGAAACCUUGCCAAGGACAUGUCCUUGACUUUGUCUCAUUCCUCAAAAAGCAAUUUCAGGAUGAUGAAACAAUUCAACGAUUCAUUCAUUAGGGUGAGGGAAAGCGACGGGCAACUCACUGUCGGAGAACGAAUUGACAGGGAGAGAAUCUGUAGGCACACCUCACAGUGCCUGAUUACUUUUGACGUGGUUAAUUUCUCCAAAGAUCGCUACAAAUUGAUUCACGUUGAGGUGGAAAUAAAGGACAUCAAUGACAACUCUCCAGAGUUCCCCAGCAAGGAAUCUAUAGUGGAAAUAUCCGAGAAUGCAGCUGUUGGGUCCCGCAUCCCCCUAGAUCCCGCUGUGGAUGCCGAUGUCGGGUCAAACUACAUACAAAGCUAUCAAAUAUCUGUAAACAGUCAUUUCACCAUUGAUGUGCUCCUGCGAGCGGAUGGGGUUAAAUAUGCGGAAUUGGUCCUAAUGAAAGAGCUAGACAGGGAGACUCAGUCCUCAUACAACGUGGAGCUGGUGGCCACAGACGGAGGGAACCCACACAGAUCAGGGUCAACCAAGAUAACGGUCAGAGUGACUGACUUUAAUGACAACAGUCCAGUUUUUGACCAGAACAGUUUCUCCGUCAGUCUCCCCGAGGACGCGCCGGCGGGCACUGUGAUCCUGGACCUGAACGCGGUUGAUGCUGAUGAGGGCUUGAACGGAGAGGUCGUCUACGGGUUCGGGAAACAGGUCUCGCACGAGUUCCGCGAAGUUUUCCAAGUGGAUAACAAAUCGGGUCGUCUGACACUGAGGAGCCCCGUGGAUUUUGAGCAAAAAAGCACCUACGAGCUGGACGUGCAGGCGACCGACCUGGGAGCCAACCCGACCCCGUCCGUCUGCAAAAUAAUCAUUCACGUCACAGACGUCAAUGACAAUGUCCCAGAAAUCAGCAUCACCCCGAUGACCUCCAUCUCGACAGGUGUUGCGCACAUCAGCGAGGCGGCGGACAGGGACAGUCUGGUGGCGCUGGUCAGCACCAUGGACAGAGACUCCGGCAUCAACAGCCAGGUCCACUGCACGCUGUACGGCCACGACCACUUCAGACUCCGCCAGGCUCACGAGGACAGCUACAUGAUAGUUACGGCCGCAGUUCUCGACAGGGAGAGGAUAAGCGAGUAUAACCUGACGGUCAUGGCUGAAGAUUUCGGGUCACCUCCGCUGAGAAAAAUCACACAGUACACCGUCAGGCUCAGCGACGAGAACGACAACGCCCCCCUGUUCGGGAAAGCUGUCUAUGAAGUUUCGGUGGUGGAAAAUAACGCCCCGGGGGCUUACAUCACCACCGUCGAAGCCAGCGACGCGGAUCUGGGCAACAAUGGGAAAAUUACUUACAGGCUGGCGGACGGCGUUAUCAUGGGAUCCCCCGUUAACACAUUUGUCUCUCUCAAUUCUGUGUCUGGCUCCAUAUAUGCACUAAGAAGUUUUAAUUAUGAAGUCAUGAAACAGCUAGACAUACACAUUCAAGCGAGCGACGGGGGGUCACCACAGCUGCAGAGCACGGCUAUCAUCAGAAUAAAAAUAGUUGAUCAGAAUGACAACCAGCCUUCUAUCAUAGAGCCACCCCUUUAUAAGGGUUCUGCUGAGGUUUUCCUGCCCAAAGAUGCACCUGCGGGUUAUGUGGUGACCCAGAUAAAGGCCACGGAUGGGGAUGAAGGCAUAAAUGCACAGCUGUCCUAUGAAAUCACCGAGGGGGGUCACCUGGGUUUCUCCAUAAACAAAGACACGGGGAAAGUGCACGUCAGCCGACAGCUGACAUACGAUCUCAACGACAAUGUCAAAGUCAUAGUGUCUGUAAGUGAUAAAGGAUCCCCCUCACUAACCUCCACAGCCGUGAUACUGUUCAGUUUCAUAGAAGGAACUGUGCCUAGUCUGCCUUCUUUAGCUCAAAAUGGCAGCGAGGAGCUAUUUGAAUGGGACAUGUCUAUAGCUAUAAUCAUCGUCCUGGCAGGGAGCUGCUCUCUCCUCCUGCUGGCUAUCAUUCUCAUCACUACCAUUUGCAGCCGCCGGAAAAAAGAGACAAGGGAGGGGGCGUUUGAUGAAAAAGAAGACAUACCAGAUGUGGAGAAAGUGGAAAGUGGUCAUAUUGAUUCAUUGAUUGCCAACCACAAAGGCAAAGCAUUUGAUGCUCAUUCAUAUCCGGAGGACCCUCCUUUGGCUAACAGCAACACAACAGAGGCAGGCUGUGAUGAGGCCAGACAGGCAGCGGGCAUGUUUGAGCCGAACAACAGGACAAUGGAGGGGAAGUUAAAGGGUUAUUCAACACUGCCAGGGUACGGGAAAGAGACACUGAGACCAAUAACAAUAUGGAAAGGGAAUUCAUUCACAACAAUCUCAGCAAGAGACCCCCACAUUAGCGGCAAGGACAGUGGAAAGGGAGACAGUGACUUCAAUGACAGUGAUUCUGACAUCAGUGGAGAUGUUCACAAGAAAGAGUCGCCACCAAUGAACAGUCUGUGGGCAUGUACAAGCGAGUGCAAAGUGUUGGGACACUCAGACCGAUGCUGGAGCCCGUCAGCUACAAGGCCCAACACGAGCAUGGCCUGUGGACCGCAUCUGUCAACGUUCUCUAAGACAGCAACGCUUCCCCGGGACGCCAGAAGAGAAAACUAUUACCCAGCUCACUUACCCAAAACCAGCGGUCUGCAAAGUGUGUAUGAAAAAGUUCAACACCAGGAAUUCGAUUAUAUUCUUGUUGGCCCACCAACACCAGCAAGGAUACAAGAGACUGAUGAAAUAUCCAUCCCAGAGUAUACAAACUCUUAAAAGCACUGUAAAUAAAGGACAUUUUGUCUUUGUACUGUACAGUACUUUCACCCUAAUUGACUAUUUGUUUGGUUAUUAAUGUGUUUUGUAGUGUGUUGUGUCUUUUGGCUCAUAUAAGACUGUUCAUUGUAUCAUGUGUAAUAUGCAAGAUUUUGUACAUUAAUGAUAUAUUUUUCAUAUUGAUUCAAUGUAAAGAAAAAUUUUAUUAUGAAUUUUUAAGAGCAUGUGUUACUGUUUAAGGGCAUGACUUAAAACAUUUAGGUUAAAAAGGGGCCUCUGCUGUGGAAAACAAUCAACAUGAAAUAUUACCAUGUCUGUGGUAGGUUUUAUCACAUCGAUGCAC
Messenger RNA from Menidia menidia (Atlantic silverside), 3496 nucleotides. The record is from the annotation of a GenBank genome assembly. Lineage: Eukaryota; Metazoa; Chordata; Actinopteri; Atheriniformes; Atherinopsidae.